AUGCAAAGAUUUCCUACCAUAUUAGCUCAAGUACAACAAAAUAGGAAAAGAUUAGUUCCUAUCAUUGAAUGUGUUUUGUUGUGUGGAAAGGAAGAAAUUCCUCUACGCAGCCAUCGAUACUUUGGGAAAAUAGUGAUUGAUGAUAUGAACUCUAGGGAGGGUAAAUUUCGUGCUAUUUUAAAGUAUAAAGCGAAAGGAGAUGAACAUUUAAGAAACAUGUUAGAAGAUGGUGGUAAAAGAAAUAAAUAUACCAGUCCUAUAAUCCAAAAUCAAAUAAUUGAGACUUGUAAUAAAAUUAUACUUAAAAAGAUAGUUGAUAGAGUAAAUUCAUCUAAAUGUUUCUCUAUAUUGGCCGACGAAACUACAGAUGUAGCUACUAAUGAACAACUAUCUUUAAGUGCACGUUAUGUGGAUGAUAAUGAUAUUUUGCACGAAGAUUUUCUUAAAUUUUUUGAAAUCAAUAGUUUGACUGGAUCAAAUUUAGCUUCGUCUAUAUUGAAUGGUUUAAAUAGCUGUGGUAUUGAGUGUGACUACUUGUAUCGCCAAGGCUACGAUGGAGCCAGUAAUAUGGCAGGGAAAUUUAAUGGGGUCCAAGCUGUGAUUAGAGCUACACAUCCUAAAGCACUAUAUUUUUUUGCCUUUGGAUUGCCUGUGUGUAAACAACUACAGAAAGAACGGAUAGAUUUAAAAACUACUUUAAGUACUAUUGAAUUAUUAGUUAAUACUUUAAAAGAAAUGAGACAGGAUGCAGAAAAAGAAAUUCAUAUUUUAUAUGAGAAACUAAAAGUAUGUGAUUUGAGUUUGAAUGAUGCAGAAAAAAUAUCAUUUGAGAAUUUGGUUGAGUUUUAUUUACCACCAGUUGAACAUGAUAAUGCUUAUGUCGAAAUUAAAAUAUGGAAAUUAAAAAUAACAAGUCAAGAUGUAGACAUCAAAAGUGGGUUAGAAGCACAUUUGAGCUGCCCAAAGAUUGACUUUCCAAAUAUACAUUUUUUAAUUAAAUUGUUUUGCACAUUACCGGUAUCAACAGCAACACCUAAAAGAUCUUUUUCAACCUUGAAAAGGUUGAAAACAUAUCUAAGAUCCACAAUGAACGAAACGAGGCUAAAUGGACUAGCUAUGAUGUCUAUUCAUGGGGACAUACAUCUAGAUGUUGAUGAAAUAAUUAAUGAAAUGGCAUUAAGUCCUUGCAAAUUGGAUUUUGUAAUAUAA
Acyrthosiphon pisum (pea aphid) is the source of this 1209-nucleotide messenger RNA. RefSeq names its product zinc finger MYM-type protein 1-like. The record is from RefSeq and is a predicted model, not a curated record. Gene Ontology annotation, molecular function: protein dimerization activity. The transcript has 7 exons. Bases 1 to 1209 code for a protein of 402 amino acids. Lineage: Eukaryota; Metazoa; Arthropoda; Insecta; Hemiptera; Aphididae.